This is a messenger RNA of Mercurialis annua (annual mercury), 2466 nucleotides long. Its product is annotated as L-type lectin-domain containing receptor kinase VII.1-like. The transcript is spliced from 12 exons. Bases 97 to 2283 code for a protein of 728 amino acids. The record is from RefSeq and is a predicted model, not a curated record. Gene Ontology annotation, molecular function: protein kinase activity; ATP binding. Gene Ontology annotation, cellular component: plasma membrane. Gene Ontology annotation, biological process: protein phosphorylation. Lineage: Eukaryota; Viridiplantae; Streptophyta; Magnoliopsida; Malpighiales; Euphorbiaceae.
ACGAGGAGAGAUACAAUUCUUCCACUUCAGCAAGGAUAUAUACAAUUCAAAACCAGGGACUUUUUUUAGUUACUCAUAAAAAAAAAUUGCGCGAGAAUGGUCUCCGAAAAAGGGCGAACAGAGACAGCAAUUGAAAAAUGGAAGACGGGUCCGGACAGAUAUAGGAGAUUGGCUAAUGCGUAUUCCUUAACUGCCAAAAAAUUAUUUGAAUGUACAAAUGGAUUCAGUCAACAAAAUUUCAUCGCAAAUUUUCAAUUCGGUGAAGUUUACCGUGGAACAUUCCUGGGAAAAGAUGUGAUAGUUAAGAUAUGGAAAAAUGAGAACUCGUUAUAUAAAGUGAAACCAGGUGAUAACGAGGAGAGAUAUAGGGAUGAACUCCGUGUGCUGAAUUAUUUCCAAGAGAAUGAUUUUCAUCCAAACAUGGCAAAGCCUUAUGGCGAUUGUGACGACGGUGGAUAUAAAGCUAUUAUUUAUCAUCUCCAGCCAAAGGCAAUUGAUACUCUGCAUAAUCUCAUCGAAAAAGAUACUUUUACGUGGCCGCAGAGGAUUAAGGUUGCUCUCGGAUUCGCCUCUUUACUUGAAUUUAUGCAUGCUCCGCAUCCUAAUUAUUUGCCCUAUCUGAUUCGCAAUAUUGAUGCUGCUCAUAUACUGGUUGAUGAGGAUUAUGAACCUAUAUUAUUUGAUGUUAGUAUGAUCUCUGGGGGAAUUCUUACCGACAAAAGAAACGUUUGGUAUCAGUAUGUGGAUGGGUGCUGUGGCUACGUUGAUCCACUUUGUGCACGUCCAGGUAUAUGGUCAGAUAAAUGUGAUGUUUUUUCAUAUGGUAUUCUGCUCUUGGCUCUUAUUGGCAAAAGAGUCUACAAGGACAAUGCUGAAUCGCCCCCAAUAAAUGGCAGCCCACAAAAUUCAGUAAUGGACUUCGGUGCACUUGUGCAUCAAAGCUUAGAGUCAGGAUCGGAUUUUUAUUCAAGUGAUGCAACUGAAAUCACCAACUUGGCAAAGACAUGUGUUCAGAGUGAUCCUCUAAUGCGGCCUACAAUGAAAGAUAUUAUGAAAUGUUUGCAGAGUUUGCAGAUUGUUAAACAUUAUGCAAGCACCUGGGAAAUUUGCAAGCUACUUAAUGGCGAUAAGGCCAUUCUUACAGGAUAUCACUAUUUCGAUUCAUCAGUGAAGGAUAGGAGACUCUUAACAUGGCAUUCGGCACAUUUCUCACAACUCAAUAGAGGCUCAGAUUAUUGCCGAGCAGGGAAAAACACUUUGGAAGAAGACUAUGACACACUUGAAGUGUUUUCUUACAAAGAGUUAAGUAUGUUCACCGAUGGAUUUAAUGAACAAAAUUUUAUUGGAAAAUUCCAAUUUGGACGUGUAUUUCGUGGCAUGAUUCGAAAGAAAAAAGUGAUGGUGAAGAUUUGGGAACCUAGCGAUGGAAUAUAUUUGGCUUGUCAGCGUGGUAACAAAGGCAGGUUGAGGGAUGAAAUUGCAUUGCUUCGGGAUGCUAGAUUUAGCUCUCAUCCAAAUAUGGUGAAAUUGAUAGGAUACUGCCACGAAGAGGAGAAAGUUGGCGCUGUUUAUGAUCUGGAUCCGCAUCAAACUUUAUAUAAUCUUUCACCUAAAGAUGACUUCACUUGGCUGCAGAGAAUUAAGGUUGCGUAUGAGUUUGCUUGCCUUCUUGAGUUUCUACACGCUCACAAUUUGCCAUAUAUGCCGUUUCUGGUUCGAAACAUAGAUGCUGCUCAUAUUAUACUCGAUAAGGAUUACAGCCCAAAAUUAUUUGAUUUUGGGAUGGCUAUUGGUGGAAUUAUUCUUGAUGCUAGAAUUACCAGAAAUCUGUAUCUUUCUGGAUGUCAUGGUUACAUGGAUGGAGGUAGAUGGUAUACUUCCUCUGAUGUUUAUGCAUACGGGUGUGUACUUCUGGGCUUGAUAUCCAAAAAGGUAUAUACAGAGGAAGAUGUUAAGAGUGGCUCUGCUUAUGUCAGUGAGUUGGCCGUUGCAGAGUGCGAUGAAGAAAGAUCGAAGGCGUGUUUUGACGAAGCUCUGUUUUCACUUGUGGAAAGGAAGCUAUCGGAAGAUGGUGAUCACUUUGCUUGCGACGGAGCCGAACUUACAAGAUUGGCGUUGCAAUGUGUAGAUAAUUCGUUCGAGCGACCUAGCAUGAAGCAAGUUGUAAAAUGUUUGCUAAAUCUACUAGUUGUCCAUAAACAUGCUAAAGAAUUGGGCAUCAAGCAAGUUGCUCGCAGAAAAACUAAAAAAUCACGCAUCAAGCGGAAAUCCUCGAGGCGAUGAUUCCUUACUCAAGAAGGUACUUGAUUCUAUAAUCAAAUCGAAUCGAUUAGAUAGGAUUUUGUACAUGUAGAUUGAGCCUAAGAACUGGUUAUUAAAGGGAUCAUUUGUAUUUUGUUUGACUACUUGAUAUUUAUACCACUCACUAUAAACUAAUUACUUUUUAUUUAAUUUGGGGUUUAUAUA